This is a messenger RNA of Hevea brasiliensis (rubber tree), 3077 nucleotides long. RefSeq lists its product as uncharacterized. The transcript has 14 exons. The record is from RefSeq and is a predicted model, not a curated record. NCBI's taxonomy places the organism in Eukaryota, Viridiplantae, Streptophyta, Magnoliopsida, Malpighiales, Euphorbiaceae. Gene Ontology annotation, molecular function: protein binding. Bases 222 to 2807 code for a protein of 861 amino acids.
AGCCUUCUCCAAGUUGCGAAAUCCCACUCGUCUCUUACACCAAUUAGCGACACUGCGAGGGUACCGACACUACACUUCCGCUCUCAUUUCUCAAAGGCCUUGCUUUGAGCCUGUUAGUGGAUGAUGAAGGCAGCAGCAAAUCUCCCUCACCCAACACCCUGGAUUCUCUACAUUUCUAAGCCCUGAUUCCCAAUUUUAUCCCCAAUUCACAAAUAUAAGAAAUGAAGCGGAAGCGUGGACGUCCCAAAAAAUCUGCUGCGAAAAAGCCUGCUGUGGUGAAUGCUGAUGAGGAAGCAUUUCUGAACUUCGUUGCUAAAAAUGUCGAUGAAAAUUCUUUGCCAGAUCGACCUAAUGAUCAUGGGUUUAAUCUGUAUGAUUCUGAAAAGGAGGCUAGUUCGUCUUUGUCUUUGUCUUCUUCUUCAGGCGAAAGUGAUGGAUUUCAUUUCGAGGGAGGAGGUGGUAGUGGUUUUGAGGAACCAGCGAUUGAUAGUAGGGUGAAAAGAUCAUCUAACAAACGUGCUCCACCAAAGAAAGGGGAAGCUUCAAGGAAAGGUACAAGUGCUACAGUUACGUCGGGAUUGAGAUCUUCGAGCAGGAAAGAAGUACCAUCGAAGAACCCAGCUCAGGAUUCUCUGAUUAACAAGAAUGAAUUGAAAGCUGCCUUAGCGGUGAUUAAGAAGGUUAUGGAAAUGGAUGAGGCUGUACCUUUCAAUGCUCCUGUGAAUCCUGUUUCUCAGGGAAUACCUGAUUAUUUCACUGUCAUUGAUAUGCCUAUGGAUUUUGGAACAAUCUGUAGCAAUCUUCAAAAUGGUAUCAAGUACCUGAAUGCAGAAGAUGUGUAUAAGGAUGUGGAGUGCAUUUGGGAGAAUUGUUAUAGGUAUAACAAAAAGGGUGACUACAUUGUGUACCUUAUGAAAAGGGUGAAGAAGAAGUUUAUGAAAUACUGGACAGCUGCAGGACUACGUAGUGAUAUUCUGAACAAGCUUGGUGGACACUCUCACUUGGCACCUUCAAGUGAUCGGGCUGUGGUGAACCGAAUGGUAAGUAACCCCAGUCAGAUGCAGCAUGAUUCUUUUGGCACUGGCCAGCCCCAGACUCAAAUACCCCAACCAAGCUACACACAGCCUUAUCAGUCUCAUCAGUGUCAGCCAAGUACCACCCGAGUGCCACAAUUUUCCCAGUUACCUACUGGUGUGGAUAGUAUUUAUGCAGGACAUUCAUGCAUACCAGGGCCACCUGUUACAGUCCUUCCCAUGGGGGUGGAAAAACAAACCCGCAAGCAUUCAGUUGUCCCUAUGAUGAGUGGCUCAACACAUUCCCAGCAACAACAGCACCAACUAAGCUCAUGUUAUUUGUGGCAGCCACAGCAGAGCACUGGCCAGCCACAGCCAUCUCAUUUGCAUAGUGGUGCAGAUAUUAAUAACACAGUGGAUCACAUGCUUAGCAGCAUGAGCCAACCUCAACCGAGCCACUGCCAAGCAAGUGAAUCAAAUCAGCCUCGGGCAGGCAUUGGGCAGCCUCAGCCGUCUCAGCCAAGUGUAGGUGUUUCUGGUGCAGGCAUGCCACGUGUGAAGGCUAGGAGGGGGGGACGAAGACAUAUGCAGAGGUGCUCUACUGGCCCUUUGGCCUCUACUGGCCCUUUGGCCAAAAUCCCAUUGGUCUCGGGCCAUUCUGUGCCUCAACAGCCAUCUGGGAGCCACAGCCACCCACAUAGGUCACAACACUCCACAAUUGAGAGAAAGAGGAGGGGUCGAGGCCCCACUCGAUGCCGUUUCAUGUUGGACUUGCCUGACGGUGAGCGAAUAUUCAUCCCUAUCAACAUGCUGGGACAGCCUGUUGGUCCUGAAGCAUCAAAGCUGGCUUCCUUCCUGGGCACUCUAGCACGAAAUGGUGAGAUGGCGCCACUUAAUUUUCUGGAAUGGUCAGGAAUGCCAGAUGCAAUCAAAGAGGAUAUGUGGCAGUUUGUGCAGACAAAGUUUGACAUUGACCCCACAUGCAAAACUUGGGUUAUGAAGUCCCUUGCAUCAAAAUGGAGGAACUGGAAAGCUCAGUUGAAGGCUGACCAUUAUAACCCUCAUACAACUGAUGAGGAACGUUUGAAGGACUGUAACAAAAGAGUCCUUCCUGAUCAAUGGGCGGCCCUUGUAUCCUAUUGGAACUCUGAAGAGGUGCAGUUGCGUUGUGCUAAAAAUAAGGCCAACCGUGCAAAGCAGAAGAGUGCCCAUGCUGCGGGCUCAAAGAGCUUUGCAAGGAUACGUGAGGAAGAGCGUGCAAAGAGGGCUGAUGGAGCGGAACUUACUAGAGGAGAACUAUACAUACUAACCCGUACGCGUAAGGAUGGACAACCUGUGGAUAAAGUAGCAGCAGAAGUAAUAACAAAACUCCAUGAACUAGAAGCUCAAAAACAGCAGACUUCACAUGGCAGCGAUGACCAUGAGGACAGCUACUCCCAAGUAAUGGGAAAAGAAAAAGGUGGCCAUGUGCGCAUGGUUGGGAUGGGUCCCAGUCCUGCUGAUAUCUGGGCCCGAAAACCUAGCCGUUUGAGUCUUGUGAGGAUAGGCUUGGAGGCCAAGAGAUUAGCAAAUGAGGAGGUAAGCAAGAUGUUAAACAAAAUGGAGGCCAUGGAGCAAAAGUACGCAUCCUUGGAAGCCCAAAUAGCUAGGAUGACUUCAAAUAUGGAGAAUCUGAUUGGCAAGAUGGGUGCCUUGGGUUCAAAACAGGUUCCUAAUAAUGCUCCUGAAGAUUCACCGCAGGCACAAGCACAGUCCUCGGCAAGUCAUGCAGUUCAAUCUGAUGAGGAUGACUAGAGACUAUAGAGGGGCAUGAUCUUCACAUCACAGGACUCGUCAAUAUGUGUUUUGGAUUCUCUCUCCCCCCUCUUUAAAUAUUUGUUUGUGUUGGUGCAUGAUGUUAUUGCUAGGCUUGGUGGACUGGACCUGUCUUUUUUGAUUGGACAUGCAACCACUACUGCUAGAUAAGGUUUAUGUUUUUUAGCAUGUAUUGUUCAUAACUGGAACAGUCCUCUCGUGAAUUUUGUUGCUCGUAAUAAGAGUUUCGUAUUAUUUGGUUUGGUGUGA